UACAGCACAUCAUGAAUUAUCUGUAUCUUCUUGCCUGCUGCCUUGCUCUAAUCAGCUGCUCCAGCGCCGCUGCCUUUGGCAAACCAACUGGACAGCCAGGUUGCCAGACGGAAGAGGAGAUCGCUGUGCAGUUCUAUCCGCAUUUUUAUAUCAAGAACCAGUACUGGGUUUGUUCCACUCUUGGAGUACCUGCUACCGUCGGCUAUUGCCCCAUUGCCACGGCAUUCCUGAACGAUGCCAAGGCUUGUGUGCCUUGGGCUGAAUGGUAUUGGUCGCCACCAGUGUUGCCCCCAAGUGAGCCUCUGCCUGCUAUCUAAAAGGAUCAACAAGGAACUGCCUAGCAAAUUGAAAUAAAAUUAAAUAAAAGUGACGAAAUUCUCAUAACGUAUACGCGUUGUAUUACGCAUACGUUUAGUUGCACCAAGGAAAUAACUUUAAUAAAUAUGCUUGUCAUUUUAA
Molecule: messenger RNA, 459 nt
Organism: Drosophila albomicans
Lineage: Eukaryota; Metazoa; Arthropoda; Insecta; Diptera; Drosophilidae
Exons: 1
Coding region: 12-317 (101 amino acids)
Molecular function (GO): chitin binding
Source: RefSeq, a predicted model, not a curated record